Chenopodium quinoa (quinoa) is the source of this 648-nucleotide messenger RNA. RefSeq names its product EG45-like domain containing protein. NCBI's taxonomy places the organism in Eukaryota, Viridiplantae, Streptophyta, Magnoliopsida, Caryophyllales, Amaranthaceae. Gene Ontology annotation, biological process: systemic acquired resistance. The record is from RefSeq and is a predicted model, not a curated record. The transcript is spliced from 3 exons. The coding region runs from base 90 to 458 and encodes 122 amino acids. Gene Ontology annotation, cellular component: apoplast; cell wall.
UCUAAAUUUUUCUUCCAAAAACAUUUGAAAAUUUUCUGAAAGAUUAUUACCAAAAAAAAUAAACGUUUAUUUCCAUAAAACAAUUUAAAAUGGCUUCUCUUACGCGUGCUAUGAUGUUAAUGGCAAUUUUUGCAUCAUUUGCCUCCGUUGCGUAUUGUAUUGCUGGAACUGCUACAUAUUACACUGUCUAUAAACCAUCAUCAUGUUAUGGUAAUGAAGACCAAGGGACAAUGAUAGCAGCCGUAAGUUCAGACAUUUUCCAAAAUAAGCAAGCCUGCGGUCAUAUGUACCGUGUUACAUGCACCGGAGCAAAUUGUCGUGGUGGUAGUGUUACUGUCAAAGUUGUGGAUCUUUGUCCUGGUUGCUCAGCUAAUGGCUUUGACCUCUCUCAAGAAGCCUUCUCCGCCAUCGCCGACAUUAACGCUGGUAGAAUUAGCAUCGACUACACCCCGGCUUGAAGCACGAAGUUAAAAGAUCUGAUCUCACCGCUCCGUACGAACGGAGGGACACCAAAUGUACUUUUUCUUAAAUUUAUGCAAAUAAAAAUAAUACGAGUAAUAAUUGUGAUAAUUAGUGUGUAUUUCGGGCGAUGCUCCGAGUUACUAGUUUGUGUACUUUUAAUUUAAUAAUAAUAAUUAUGUUCGACUA